Molecule: messenger RNA, 1344 nt
Organism: Lampris incognitus (smalleye Pacific opah)
Lineage: Eukaryota; Metazoa; Chordata; Actinopteri; Lampriformes; Lampridae
Gene: ndufaf8
Product: NADH:ubiquinone oxidoreductase complex assembly factor 8
Exons: 4
Coding region: 207-419 (70 amino acids)
Biological process (GO): mitochondrial respiratory chain complex I assembly
Cellular component (GO): mitochondrion
Source: RefSeq, a predicted model, not a curated record
GAAGAAGCAGAAGAAGAGGAAGAAGAAGCAGAAGAAGAAGAGGAAGAAGAGGAAGCAGCAGAAGAAGAGGAAGAAGCGGCGUGUGGCGCAGUCCGUGGUUGGGGUCCGGAGCCGCACUCUUGUGAGGGGGCUGGGCAGCUCGGAUCGAACUGCGCCGACAGCGGCACUCGGGGUUUCUUCCGAACCGGAUCAAGUCGCGCGCCGUCAUGUCGGGGGCCGGUGUGUGGACACGUGGCCGCGAGAAGAUGCGACGCUUCCCCGCCUGCUUUGCACGGUGUGCCGGAGAGGCAGCGGCCUACGGAAGAUGUGUGACGGCAACCACCACAGGCAGGCACGAGCUGAAGAAGGACUCGUGUGCCAGAGAGUUUGAGGCGUUGAAGAUCUGCUUCACAAAUGCUGCCAAGAAAGGAGCAAACUAGUUCUCAUUCUAUGAAUGAAGCCCUUCUGCACCCGUUUUCAGCCGAGACCUCAAAGCAUCCACACCAGCUGCAACAUCUGCUGCAGCUGCUGGGAGGAGUAGCCCUGCGUUCUGCUCGUGGGUGUCAUGAACUGAAUGUGAUGAAUCGUUUUUAUCAUGAAGUGGAGGGGAAGAGAGACUACUCAGUGCUUCGUUGUCCUGAGGAUAUUUCUAUAUUGUGUUCUGUACAGAUAAGACAGCACCUUAUUUAUUGUGAAUUUAAUUACUAAGGACAUUGUCUGUAAUGACAGCAGUAAACACGAGUACUGACAGGGUGAUGAUGUCCUCUGCUUCUGUUCGUUUUUUCACUUUAAAAGCAAACGUCAUGGCAUUCCCUGUUUUCAGGAAACCGGUCAGAAUAAGAGCUUCCUGUCCUAUGACAUGAGCCAACAUCUUCUCUGUUGAAGAUCCGAUAGGAAAUGAAUCUUAAGGAGUCAGAAAUUAACAGAGUACAAGAUAUUAAAAUAUUCUCAUUCAUCCUCAUUCAUUCAAAUCCAGGACCAGGUUUUGGAAUUGUUUCGCAGAAAAUUGGGAGCGGCACGUGGGAAACAAAAAAUAAAUAAUGACACCACAGCUUUACAUUAAAUAUCACUUCUAAAGCUGCUCUAUAUAUAUAUAUAUAUAUAUAUAUAUAUAUAUAUAUAUAUAGUCCCCCCCCGGAACCUGUCAGUGGUGUUGAUAGAAGUGCUCAACAAACGAGGAGCGGAAUAUCAAUAUAGAUGUAGGAAAAAGAAACUUAACUACAUAGUAAUACAGGCUUGUUGGUUGUCUCCUAUACAUAGGAGACAACCAAACAACCACUACACAAACGGAUGGCCCAACACAGAAGGCCACACUCCUCAGGACAAGACUCAGCAGUCUAUCUACACCUAGAGGAGAAGACCCAC